Messenger RNA from Phyllostomus hastatus (greater spear-nosed bat), 3913 nucleotides. It is a transcript of the gene AGAP3, whose product is annotated as ArfGAP with GTPase domain, ankyrin repeat and PH domain 3. The record is from RefSeq and is a predicted model, not a curated record. The transcript is spliced from 18 exons. Gene Ontology annotation, biological process: proteasome-mediated ubiquitin-dependent protein catabolic process. Gene Ontology annotation, cellular component: nucleus. Lineage: Eukaryota; Metazoa; Chordata; Mammalia; Chiroptera; Phyllostomidae. Gene Ontology annotation, molecular function: GTP binding; GTPase activity; protein binding. Bases 160 to 3405 code for a protein of 1081 amino acids.
UGCCCCUGCGCGGUGGAGGAGUUGUGAGACUCAGUCGAGCGACGCUAGGUGCCCAGAGGCCCAGAGGCCGGAGGUCCGUGCGCUCCGGCCGCGACCCCGGCCUGGGCCCCGCCCCGCGCCCCUCGCCAUGGGCCUGGCCCUUGCCCGCGGGCCCUGACCAUGGAGCAGGGCUGGCCGCCGGGGGACACUUACAGCCGGGAGCGGCCCGCCGUAUGCCGCCGCGCCCUCAGCGUCUGCGACUCACUGGACCUGCAAGGCGCCCCGGCCAGCCGCGCCGCCCCCGCCCUGCAGGCUGCCUUGUACGCGGGGCGCGAGCAGACGGCGAGGCCGCGGAGCGUGUGUUCGGGAGGCCCAGCGCCCCCGCCCACCGGCGCCCGCAGCCUGCUGCUUGGCUUCCUGCGCCCGCGCCUCGGCCGCCGGGGCCCGUCCGACGGCCGCCCACCGGCCCCCGGGCCUGCGCCCUCGGAGCGCCUGGGCUCUGCCGCGCCCAGCCCCGUGCCCAGCCCCGCGCCGGCCCGGCGCAGCCACUCCCGGGGCAGCCAGGCGCCGCGGCCACGGCCCACCAGCAUGACGUUCCUGGAGGUGAACCGCCUGGAGCUGGCCGAGGCCGAGGCUGCGGGCGCCGGGCUGGGCCGCGCCGGCAGCGCCGGCUUCCUGCGGGGCGCCUCGCUGUGGAGCAGUCAGCGCUGGCAGGUGCUGCGCGGCGGCAGCGGGCGCGCCACCCCGAGCCCCCGGCGCGGCCUGUCGGCUCUGAGGAAGAGCUUCAGCUUCCGCCUCCGCCGCGGCCAGGAGAUCAGACGCUCGGAGUCCGGGCUGCUGCCCCGGGUGCGCACCCGCAGCGACGGCGACGCCAGCUCCCUAGGCGCCUUCCCCAGCCGCCGCGACCUGCUGCUGGGCGCCGAGGCCCCGCGCGGUGCCCCCGAGCCCGGCCGACCCCGCUCCGCCGCCGGCCUCUGGAAGCUGCUCACCAGCCGCUUCCGCCGGAGGGACCCCCCGCCGGAGCCCCCACCCGCGGAGCCGCUGUGGAGCCGCCGGGCGGCCAUGGCCCCUGGGCCCCUGGGUGCGCCAAGCGACUCGUUUGUGAACAGCCAGGAGUGGACCCUGAGCCGCUCGGUGCCGGAGCUUAAAGUGGGCAUUGUAGGGAACCUGUCUAGUGGGAAGUCGGCCCUUGUGCACCGCUACCUGACAGGGACCUAUGUGCAGGAGGAGUCCCCUGAAGGGGGUCGGUUUAAGAAGGAGAUUGUGGUGGAUGGCCAGAGUUACCUGCUGCUGAUCCGGGAUGAAGGAGGCCCGCCUGAGCUCCAGUUUGCCGCCUGGGUGGACGCGGUGGUGUUUGUGUUCAGCCUGGAGGAUGAGAUCAGCUUCCAGACCGUGUACAACUACUUCCUGCGCCUCUGCAGCUUCCGAAACGCCAGCGAGGUGCCCAUGGUGCUGGUGGGCACGCAGGACGCCAUCAGUGCCGCCAACCCCCGGGUCAUCGACGACAGCAGGGCCCGCAAGCUGUCCACAGACCUGAAGCGCUGCACCUACUACGAGACGUGCGCGACCUACGGGCUCAACGUGGAGCGCGUCUUCCAGGACGUGGCCCAGAAGGUAGUGGCCUUGCGGAAGAAGCAGCAGCUGGCCAUCGGGCCCUGCAAGUCACUGCCCAACUCCCCCAGCCACUCGGCAGUGUCCGCCGCCUCCAUCCCGGCUGUGCACAUCAACCAGGCCACGAAUGGUGGCGGCAGCGCCUUCGGCGACUACUCGUCCUCAGUCCCCUCCACCCCCAGCGCCAGCCAGCGGGAGCUGCGCAUCGAGACCAUCGCCGCCGCCUCCACCCCCACACCCAUCCGCAAGCAGUCCAAGCGGCGUUCCAACAUCUUCACGUCUCGGAAGGGUGCCGACUUGGACCGGGAGAAGAAGGCCGCCGAGUGCAAGGUGGACAGCAUCGGCAGUGGCCGGGCCAUCCCCAUUAAACAGGGCAUCCUGCUGAAGCGGAGCGGCAAGUCCCUGAACAAGGAGUGGAAGAAGAAGUACGUGACGCUCUGUGACAACGGGCUGCUCACCUACCACCCCAGCCUGCACGACUACAUGCAGAACGUCCACGGCAAGGAGAUCGACCUGCUGCGGACCACGGUGAAGGUGCCGGGGAAGCGCCUGCCCCGAGCCACGCCCGCCACGGCCCCCGGCACCAGCCCCCGGGCCAACGGGCUGGCCUCCGAGCGGAGCAGCGCGCAGCUGGGCGGGGGCACAGGCGCCCCCCACUCGGCCAGCCGCCCCGAGGGGCUGCACCAGCGCUCCUGCUCCGUUUCCAGCGCGGACCAGUGGAAUGAGGCGGCUGCCUGGCCCGCAGCCAGUGGCUCAGCUGAGGUGCUCAGUUCCAGCCCCAAGCUGGAGCCCCCCCCAUCUCCCCACUCCAACCGGAAGAAGCACCGGAGGAAAAAGAGCACCGGGACCCCCCGACCAGACGGCCCCAGCAGUGCUGCCGAAGAGGCGGAGGAGUCCUUUGAGUUUGUGGUGGUGUCCCUCACCGGGCAGACGUGGCACUUCGAGGCCUCGACGGCAGAGGAGCGGGAGCUGUGGGUGCAGAGCGUGCAAGCCCAGAUCCUCGCCAGCCUGCAGGGCUGCCGCAGCGCCAAGGACAAGACUCGGCUGGGGAACCAGAACACGGCUCUGGCCGUGCAGGCCGUCCGCACCGUGCGUGGCAACAGCUUCUGUAUCGACUGUGACGCCCCCAAUCCAGACUGGGCCAGCCUGAACCUGGGUGCCCUGAUGUGCAUCGAGUGCUCGGGGACCCACCGACAUCUGGGGGCCCACCUGUCCCGGGUCCGUUCCCUUGACCUCGACGACUGGCCGCCCGAGCUGCUGGCCGUCAUGACCGCCAUGGGCAACGCCCUGGCCAACAGCGUCUGGGAGGGGGCCCUGGACGGCUAUGCGAAGCCGGGGCCUGAUGCCUGCAGGGAGGAGAAGGAGCGCUGGAUACGGGCCAAGUACGAACAGAAGCUAUUCCUGGCCCCGCUGCCGAGCUCGGAUGUGCCGCUGGGGCAGCAGCUGCUCCGGGCCGUGGUGGAGGACGACCUGCGGCUGCUGGUGAUGCUUCUGGCGCACGGGUCCAAGGAGGAGGUGAACGAGACCUACGGGGACGGGGACGGGCGCACGGCCCUGCACCUGUCCAGCGCCAUGGCCAACGUCGUCUUCACCCAGCUGCUCAUCUGGUACGGGGUGGACGUGAGGAGCCGCGACGCCCGGGGCCUGACUCCGCUGGCCUACGCGCGCCGGGCGGGCAGCCAGGAGUGUGCGGACAUCCUGAUCCAGCACGGCUGCCCCGGGGAGGGCUGCGGCCUGACGCCCACCCCCGGCCGGGAGCCGGCCAACGGCGCCAACGCCUCUGCUGAGCUGCACCGAAGCCCCAGCCUCCUCUGAGGCCCGGCGAGAGGGCGGGAGGACUCCAUGCCCUGGGGACGACGUGCCCUGGGGACGACGCUCGUGCCUGCAGGCCCUGGGGAGCAAAGGCACAGGGACCGCGGACACGGGACACGCAGGAAGGGAGACGGAGAGGAGGCAGGGGACCAGCUGCCUGGGGGAAGACGGGUCAGAGGAGAGGCCCGGGGUUCGAACUGCAGCAGCGAGGGAGGGGAGGGGCCCCGCCUUCCGCCCUGCGGUGCCGCUGAGGAGGGGCAGGACCCUUGGAGGUGCCUGUGAGGAGAGGGGAGCAGGGCCUCUCCCUCCUCCAGAUUCCUGCCCUCUCAUCCCAGCCCCGCAAGAACUUGCACCCCAGAGUGGAGCCUGGACAGGGCACGGGCGGGGGUGCUGGGGGAAGACACGGGGGUGAUCUGUGAGUCCCAUGUAAAUGUGUACAUUGGAAUAUUUAUGUUUGUGUACAUACCUGGCGUGUGUGUAUGACGAGCCAAUAAACCAGACCGUGUGCGGC